Molecule: messenger RNA, 2497 nt
Organism: Strongylocentrotus purpuratus (purple sea urchin)
Lineage: Eukaryota; Metazoa; Echinodermata; Echinoidea; Camarodonta; Strongylocentrotidae
Product: UDP-glucuronosyltransferase 1-2
Exons: 6
Coding region: 82-1650 (522 amino acids)
Molecular function (GO): UDP-glycosyltransferase activity
Source: RefSeq, a predicted model, not a curated record
UUAUAUAGGCCUACACCUACCAGGGCAUAGAGUGACUAGGGCUUCGACUCGCUUCUCAAGCGAAAUUCAACCUUUGACACGAUGAGACGUUUUCUGUGUUUCGUUUUGUCCUCCAUGAUCUUCGCCAUCGAUGUCAUACCUUUGACUAGUGGUGCCGAUAUUCUUGUCUCCGUGUUAAGUCCGAUGCCAAGUAGCCAUGCCAAAGGUAUAUCGGCCAUCACAGGAGCACUGACCCGUCGCGGCCACAAUGUGACAAUCCUCACCAGCUCUUCUGCAGGAACAAAAGGCUUCCAGAGGAACACCUACAACAGGGCUGUCCAGUACAAGUUCGUCGAUACCCCAGGUGCCAAGGACCCACUUUCUGUUGAAGCUCUGUUCGAUAGUAGACUGGUAAAGCAAUUUACACAAGUAGUGAAUGAACUCGCGGUGUUCAGACGUAGCUGCCAGUGCUUUUUCGAAGACACUGCAGCGCUCUCUCUGCUCGAGAAAUCUCACUUUGAUAUCAUCAUCGCGGACGCAUUUGAUGGGUGUGACGCGAUACUUAGUAGCUACCUCGAGAUACCGUACAUUGCGGUGACGACUGGAGUGAGAUAUCCUUUCUUCCACGAGCGUUUGUAUGGAAUCCCGUUCCCGUCAUCUUACGUUCCCAUGGGUUUGCUAUCUCUGUCAGACAGGAUGGCUUUUCUCGUGCGCGUUGCCAGCUUCAUGGAGCAUCACGUCAUCAUGAGCAGUCUCGAAUGGAUCCACUUCGGGGCUUUAAACGAGGUUAAAGACAAACAUGGUAUCGCUCCAGGACGAAGCAUCCCGGAUCUGAUAGGUGGAGCAGAGUUGUGGUUGUGCAUGACGAAUUUUGCUUUGGAUUUCCCUCGCCCUACCGCUCCUAAUUGGGUGGCUAUUGGAAACAUCGCGGACACCCCUGCGAAGCCAUUGCAGAAGGACUACGCAAGCUUCAUUGAGGGGUCGGGUGAACAUGGUUUCAUCAUAUUUUCAUUGGGCAUCCAAGUUACUGAGCUACCUAAAGAGAUGGCAGAGGCCUUUGCAAGAGUCUUAAGUGAGCUACCACAAAGAGUCAUCUGGCGGUAUACUGGGACACGCCCUCGUUACCUUGGUAACAACACAAUGCUGGUAGACUGGAUGCCACAAAAUGAUCUACUUGGUCACCCGAAAGCCCGACUCUUCAUAACCCAUGGGGGUCUCAACGGCAUCACCGAGGCAGUCUACUACGCCGUCCCCAUGGUAGUCAUGCCGAUCUUUGCUGAGCAGCAUUCAAACGCUGUUAAGGUCGAGGUCAAAGGAAUGGGAAGACGGCUUCAGAAGAACUCAAUAUCUUAUGAUUCGGUCAAGAUGGCGGUUAUGGACGUUCUUCUCAAUCAAAGCUACAGAGAAAAUGUCCAGCGAAUCUCAGGAAUCUACAGAGAUAUCCAGUCCAAACCGGAUGAAACUGUGGUCUACUGGGUGGAACACAUUCUCGAAUUUGGUGGGUCACACCUGAGAUCUAGAGCCUUGGAACUCAGCUUCAUCCAGCUUCAUUCGAUCGACGUUCUCGCUUUCAUCGUCGGGAUCAUAGCUGUCAUCGUUUUCCUUCUCUGUGCUUGUUGUAAACGGUGUAUAUCAUGCUGCUCGAAAAGCAAGAAAACAAAACUUGAGUGAUAUUAUGAAUUUGACCAUAAUUAUUUCUGUGCCAUUAUGGCUAGCUAAACAAAUUCCUCUGCGAAGUAGAAAUGUAAACUUUGCUGUUGAUUACGGAAGUUUGCCAUAUACAUGCAAAGAAAAUGCAUAUAAACAAUCAUUCCUUUUAAAGACUCCAAUGGAUAAUAAUAGUGUUGAGAUCUGAAUGUGCAAAUUCGAGAAUAAAUUCAACAUAAAUGUGAACAAAGUGAAGAGAACUUGUGAAGAUUAAUUACGUAGUCAUUUUACACUAACGAGAUUUUGUAAAGGCAUAGGUAAGCACUUUAGGGUGGACUGCAUAACAUGUAUGCAUUAUGUUAAGUAUAUCGAGUUAUGAUAAUGACCUGAGCCCCGAUGCUCAAAACUUACCAUUGAUGGUUACUACCAUGGAAACCUUGCUUUUGAGAGGCUGUUGAGCCCUGUAAACAUGGUAGUUGCCAAUUUGCCAUUAACGACAUACAAAAUUACCAUCAAUGGUAAGUUUUGAGCAACGGGGCCCAGGUCAUUAAAAUAGGGAGAUUCGGACACGACAACAUGAUUUAGCAUUAGGAGAUCUACCGAGAGAGAAUUUACAGUUUUAAAACUUUAUACUCUUUAUAGAAUAAGAGAAAUAAUCACCAUCAACCCGAUAUUCAUGCUUUCAAUUUGACCUGGAAGUCAAACAUUUCGGAUGAAAGUUUGGGGUUGCUAUAACUUUUCACUGAAUAGAGAGAGAUAAAAGCUCUCAUUUUCACAACAUAUUUCCCAUGUUCAUAGGCAAAUUCCCGGAAGCUUUCGAAAAAGGACAUCUCUCCGAUUUUGAUACAUGAAAAAUGACGUUCUUUGAUAA